Knipowitschia caucasica is the source of this 1827-nucleotide messenger RNA. The record is from the annotation of a GenBank genome assembly. NCBI's taxonomy places the organism in Eukaryota, Metazoa, Chordata, Actinopteri, Gobiiformes, Gobiidae.
AUGUCCACACUCCUGGAUCACGGCUGUAUCCGCACCACAGCCGUGGAGCAGGUGGUGGCGCCGAUGGCCAGCCACUUGUGCCACCUAGUGCUGCUGUGUGACGGGGCGGAGGAGCCAGAGCAGUUCCUGCAGCUGGAGGGGUCUGCUGAGGCCGUGGCCAGGGCCACACGCAACUUGGCAUCAGUGGCGUAUAGACAAGCAGAGGAGGCCCAGGAUGAGCUCCUGCAGAUGGACAUGUCUUCUCUGGUGGAGUCCCUCACUGUGUCCGGACAACACGUGCUGCUGGCCGCUCAGAAACUAAACAUCCAGCCUACAGUCCCGGAGCACCGGGAGGAGCUCAUCGCUGCCACGCAAAACGUCUUCCUGGGAGUGGUCAAAGUCCUCCUGGUGAGUGACGACGCGUCUGUGAGAAAAGUUUUAGCUGCAGCCGACCAGGUCUUGGAGAUCCUGUCUGAACUUGGCUCAUCCCCAGACAUCAAGACUCUUCUCAGAUCCUUCCAGUCUUUCUCCGAGGCUCUGCUGGUCCUCAACAUUUUUGAAAGCUACCUCGACUCUGAACCCGAAGAUGAGGAAAACCUAGAGGUGGCUGUUGAGGAGGAAGUGUCUCAUAAAUGUGUCAAAGUUGAUUUAAAGAUGUCAGAUGUGUCCCGUGAGUCCAAAGUGGUUCUCAAGCCUUCUGAGUUUGACCUGCUGCCCCUCCUACAUGAAGUUGUGACUGUGACUAAAGGGAAAGAUGUGACGGCAUUGAACCAGACUUGCACUGCCAUUUCAGACAUCAUCAGUAGAGCCCGGCUCACAGUGGAGACUCAACAUAUUUGCGAUACGCUUACUAUCGAAGUCCAAAUUCAAAGUUGGGCAGCUAAAGCCAACUAUGUGGUGGAAGAGAUAUGCAAACAAGACAGCAUCAACCAAGGAACUAAAGACAGCAUAAGAGCUGCUUUACAAGGCGAAGCACUGGCAAAAGUACAUGUAGCCAUCAAAGAAGUCAUUCCUGAAAUCCCACUGAAAAUCAAACCACUGGAGUUUCCUACUGAGGCUGCAGCUGGGGCGUCGACUUCCAGACAAGAUGACAGCGUGGAGAAGUUGGAGAUUUCGUUAAAGGAGGUCCCAAUGUCACCAGUGUUCACCUACAGCCCUGAGCUACUAGAAAAAGAAGAGGUUGCAGACUUGGGCAUGCCCAGAGAAGCCCCUUCACUCACACACAGAUCUCUUUUCCUGAAACAAGAAUCGAACAACUGGGAUCCCGAGGACAAUAAGAUCGUCCAAGUGACCAGGAAGAUGGCGGACAUUAUCUGUCACAUGACCCAAUAUCUGAAGAAGAAAGGACCUAUUCUGAACAAAGAUGCUUUUGUGACAGCAGCUAAGGAGGUGGUCUCUAACUGUGAGUCCGUGACCCAGUUCAUCAGUGUAAUAGCCAAUCACUGCCUGGAUAAACAGUGCACCAUCGAGCUGUCGCUAAUAGUGGAGCAGAUUCUGACCAUCACCAACCAACUCAGCAUCAUCUCCAGUGUGAAUGCUGUUACGCCUGGUUCCAAAUCCUCUGAUGAGAUUUUGGUGAAAAAUGCUCAAAAUCUCCUGCAGACCGUCCUCAAAGGAGUCCACGCUGCAGAGUCGGCCUGUAUCACCGGUUUGAAGCAGCCUGAACCAAACACUGAAUGUGCAGAGGCCACCGCUCUGUGCUUCCAGUGGAGGAGGAACCUGGAGAUGCAUCGCGCACAGCAGACGUCCAACCUGGAGACUGACGACUUGGGCUUGAGAAAGACCUCUGCCCACCCAGAGGCCCCCAGCCUGGCCCCUGCUGUCACUGUGCAGGACGGCUACAAGUGA